AGUUUAAGACCGAGCUUGGAAAGGAAAUAGUGUGUCACUCAUGGCACAAAGAACAGUCUUGAAGGUUGAUAUUUCAUGCGAGAAAUGCAAGAAAAAGCUUCUAAAAGCUGUGUCUACACUUGAAGGUGUAGAUAAGAUUGAAGCUGAUCAAGCGAAGGGAACAUUAACGGUAACAGGAAAUGCAGACCCGUAUGAGAUAAUAAUGCGUACAAGAAAAACAGGGAAACAUGCAGACGUAGUGAGCAUAGGGCCACCUCCGGCACCACCAAAACAAGAUGGGCAAAAGAAGCCACAAGAGAAGAAACCGGAGGAGAAGAAGCCGGAGGAGAAGAAGCCCGAAGAGAAGAAGCCUGAAGAGAAAGCCCAAAUCCAUGAUCCACACACUUGUCAUCAGUGUCGGCAAGUAUAUCUCAUGCCCAUGCCAAUGUCAAUGGCCCCAUGUUAUGAGCCCAACCCAUCAUGCUCCGUCAUUUUCUUACCAUUAGAAGUUUUCUGCAUUGGAACGGCUGAUACAAAGCUUGAUGAGCUCAAGUUUCUUUCUGAAUCUGUCCGGUCCAAUAUUAACUCCUUCACUGACAUCUCUUCCUUCAAGGUAGAAGUAGUGGUUGUUGAUGUCAGUUGUGGUGAGAAGGAGACCAAGGAUUUAGCAGAUUUUAUCUUUGUGCCAAGAAAGGAUGUUCUAGCUUGCUAUUUUGGAUCCAUUGAGAAAUCCCCGAGGAUUCUUACAGAUGAAAGAGGCAAAGCUGUUGCAACAAUGAGUAAAGCACUUGAAUAUUUCUUGAAGAAAGCUCAGGAGGAUCAGGUCCUUGCUGGAGCAAUUGGCCUUGGAGGCACUGGAGGCACAUCUCUGAUAUCAUCUGCUUUCAGGUCCCUUCCACUUGGAAUGCCUAAGGUCAUUGUAUCUACUGUUGCUAGUGGUCGAACUGAAUCUUACAUUGGAACCUCAGAUAUGAUACUGUUUCCAUCUAUAGUAGAUAUAUGUGGGAUCAAUGGUGUUAGUAGGGUUGUGUUAUCAAAUGCUGGAGCUGCUUUUGCCGGAAUGGUGGUUGGAAGGCUUGCAACCAGUAGACAAGAUUGUAGCAAUAAUGAGAAGUUCACUGUUGGUUUAACCAUGUUUGUAGUUACAACUCCAUGUGUAAAUGCUGUCAAAGAAAGAUUGGCAAAAGAAGGCUAUGAAACCAUGGUUUUCCAUGCAACUGGGGUAGGAGGCAGGGCAAUGGAGAAUCUAGUUGGUGAGGGUCUUAUUCAGGGCGUGCUGGAUAUUACCACGACAGAGGUUGCAGAUUUUUUGGUUGGAGGCAUUAUGCCCUGCGAUAGUUCCCGCUUUGAUGCUAUCAUAGAGAAGAACAUUCCUUUUGUAUUGACAGUAGGAGCCUUGGACAUGGUGUCCUUCGGAACUAAGGAUACCAUACCUUCGAGAUUCCAACAUAGAAAGAUUCAUAUCCACAAUGCACAGAAUUCAAUCGUCCGGACCACAGUGGAUGAGAAUAAGAACUUUGCUGAAUUUAUAGCUGAUAAACUCAACAGGUCACCAUCAUCAAAGUUCCGUGUUUGCCUGCCACAAAAGGGUGUCUCGGCUUAUGAUGCACCUGGGAAGCCAUGUUAUGAUCCAGAGGCUACUUCUACACUAAUAAAUGAAUUUCAGAGGCUUGUACAGACUACAGACGAUCGGCAGGUAAAGGUGUAUCCAUAUCAUAUCAACGACCCCGAUUUCGCAAACGCAUUGGUCGACGCGUUCUUAGAGAUUAGCCCAUCGCACCCCAAGGAUUCCGUGGGGCAUCACACAUAG
Populus euphratica (Euphrates poplar) is the source of this 1789-nucleotide messenger RNA. RefSeq lists its product as uncharacterized. The record is from RefSeq and is a predicted model, not a curated record. The coding region runs from base 41 to 1789 and encodes 582 amino acids. The transcript has 8 exons. NCBI's taxonomy places the organism in Eukaryota, Viridiplantae, Streptophyta, Magnoliopsida, Malpighiales, Salicaceae. Gene Ontology annotation, molecular function: metal ion binding.